Messenger RNA from Dimorphilus gyrociliatus, 1885 nucleotides. NCBI's taxonomy places the organism in Eukaryota, Metazoa, Annelida, Polychaeta, Dinophilidae. The record is from the annotation of a GenBank genome assembly.
GUUGUCUUUGUUUGAUCCCGCAAGUUCAAUACAACAAAACUAAAUGAAUUUAACAAAGGGAUCUCUCAUCGAUAUAAUACAAGGCACGAAAAAACCAGAAAAACCAAUAUUACAGAUUAUUGGUUACAAACUAAUACCAGCUGCCAAUGGAUCUGCAAGUCGUUAUAGAGUAGUUGUUUCUGAUGGCCAAAUUUCCACUUCUUCUGCAAUGCUUGCAACUCAAAUCUGUGACAAAGUAGAGAAUAAUGAAAUAACCGACAAUUGCAUUGUCCAGCUAAAUAAUUAUGUAUGUAAUACUCUUGGAUCGUCACAAGGAAAUGAAAAAAAAGUCUUGGUUAUAUUUAGUUUAGACAUUAUUCAAACAGGUGAAACUGUGGGAUGCAUUCUGGGGGAUCCUGAGCCCUACAAACUCCCGAUGAAGAGACACUCAACAGAUCCACAACCAGGACCUAGUGGAGCUUCUGAUGAUAAUAAACCAUCACCGAAAAAAAUGCGAUCAGAACCAAAUUUCAUGGAAAAUAGAAAUAUUGCGAAAUCGUCUGCAUCAUCUAGCUCACCUUUGAUAAAAUCUUCUCCAGCUAAAGUUAUGAAUAUUGAUGCAUUACUUCCAUUUUUAAAUAGAUGGCAGAUAGUGGCAAGAGUUCUAUCAAAGACAAGCAUAAAAACUUGGAGUAAUUCUAAGGGAGAGGGUAAAUUUUUUUCAUGCGUACUCGGAGACAAGUCAGGUGAAAUAAAAGCAACAGGUUUUAGAUCAGAAGUUGACCGAUUAUUUGAUAUUCUGGAACAGGACAAAUGUUUUUAUAUAUCGAGAUGUCAAAUUAAAACAUCCGAUAAACGAUACAAUAACUUAUCUCAUGAUUAUGAGCUAGUCUUCCUGUCAGACUCUAUUGUAGAACCAUGCAAUAAUGAAGAUAUUAAGGAUCUACCAUCCGUUUCGUUUAAUUUUGUUAAGCUGUCAAAGUUAAUUACUAAGGAGCCCGAUUCAAUAAUCGAUGUUAUAGGAAUAGUGAAAGAAGCCUCUGAUAUUUCAUCUGUUGUGAGCAGGAAAACCAGCAGACAAAUUCACAAGAGGACUGUUGUGAUAGUUGAUGAUACUGGGACGUGUUCAACAGUUACAUUUUGGCGGGAAGAUGCCGAAAAAGAUGAUUUUAAAGAUAAUCCAAUUUUUGCAAUAAAAUACGUUAAAGUUUCUGAUUUUGGAGGAAGAUCCUUAUCUUGUAUAAGUUCUUCACAAAUUUUUAAGAAUCCAGAUAUUGCUGAAGCGCAUGAUCUCAGAGGAUGGUAUAUCAAUUGUUCUGAACAGACUCAGCUUAAAGAGUAUAGAGCUGAAAAAGAUUUCCAGACGAAUGAGUCUUUGAAUUUAAAGCCAUUAAAAUUUCUUAAGAGCGGAAAUGUUGGUAGAGACAAGGCUGAAUAUUUCAAUAGCAUCGUCUUUAUCUUACAAGUUAAAAUUGACAAUUCCAUUUAUAAGGCAUGUCCUAAAGAAUCGUGUAUUAAAAAGUUAAUUGACCAAGGAGGUGAUAAAUAUAAAUGUGAAAAAUGCCAACAAACAACUAAUCAGUAUAAAUAUCGACUUAUGCUGCAAAUGAAUAUUGCAGAUGAUACUCACCAGAUUUGGGUUACAGUAUUUCAUGACACAGCAGAAGUCAUCCUUGGAAAAACUGUUUCAGAACUAGCCUACUUAUACGAAACGGUAGAUAAAGUUGCCUAUGCAGAUGUCUUUUCUGAUCUAUCUUUUCAACAUAAAAACUUAAGACUGAGGUCUAAAAUGGAACACUAUCAUGAUGAAGUUAGAUUGAAAACAGUUUGCAUUGGAGCCAAGCCGGUUGAUUACAAGGAACAGAAUUGGUGUUUAAUUAAUAAUAUUGAACAGCUUCUUGAAUGA